Xiphias gladius (swordfish) is the source of this 5281-nucleotide messenger RNA. Its product is annotated as forkhead box protein O1-A-like. The coding region runs from base 235 to 2226 and encodes 663 amino acids. Gene Ontology annotation, molecular function: DNA-binding transcription factor activity, RNA polymerase II-specific; RNA polymerase II cis-regulatory region sequence-specific DNA binding. The record is from RefSeq and is a predicted model, not a curated record. Gene Ontology annotation, cellular component: nucleus. Lineage: Eukaryota; Metazoa; Chordata; Actinopteri; Istiophoriformes; Xiphiidae. The transcript has 4 exons. Gene Ontology annotation, biological process: regulation of transcription by RNA polymerase II.
AGUCGGUGCAGGAAGGUGUGAACCUCGGUGAAGACCUUGAACAAAACAGUUCUCUGACUUUAAAAUUACAGACCUCUCUUAUCUGGUCUGGCCUAGUACUGGAAUCUGCUGUGUGAAGGAAACAUUUUAUUUUAUUUUAUUUUAUUUUUUACCCGUGUGAUUUUUCUCUCAUUUAUUUAUAUCUUUUUUUUAUGUGAGUGUCUAUGUGACAGUUAACGCCGGCUUGACCCCGACAUGGCUGAGGUACCGCCACCACAGACACAGCCGGUCGAAAUAGACCCGGACUUUGAGCCUCUCUCUCGCCCGCGAUCGUGCACUUGGCCGCUGCCCCGGCCGGAGCUCAUCGACCCGGCCGGCUCCAACACAUCCUCCCCGGCACCGUCGGUGCAGCAGGAGCCGGGAGGAAACACAGAGUUCAUCAGUAACCUCGGAUUGUUAGAGGAGGACUACGAGGAGUACGCAGAGCAGAAACCGCAUGUGGCCUGUGGUGAUUUUCAGUGUCGGGACGGAAGCUGUGUGCAUCUGCAUCACCAUCACCACCACCAUCAUCUUCAGCAGCAGCAGCAGCAGCAGCAGCAGCAGCUCCCGGGUCCGCAGCUGCCGCCUCAGCAACAGGUGCCUCCUCCUGGCGUCGCACCCCUGGGCAGCUCCGGCCAGAGGAAGAGCGGCCACAGUUCGUCUCGUCGCAACGCCUGGGGGAACAUGUCGUAUGCUGACCUGAUUACCAAGGCGAUAGACAGCUCACCUGAGAAGAGGCUGACCCUGUCUCAGAUUUACGACUGGAUGGUGAAAAGUGUGCCUUACUUCAAGGAUAAAGGAGACAGUAAUAGCUCCGCGGGCUGGAAGAACUCCAUCAGACACAACCUGUCCCUGCAUAGCCGGUUUGUGCGUAUACAGAAUGAAGGAACCGGAAAAAGCUCCUGGUGGAUGCUGAACCCAGAAGGGGGAAAGAAUGGAAAGUCACCUCGACGCAGAGCUGCCUCCAUGGACAACAACAGUAAGCUUGCCAAGAGCAGAGGAAGGGCAACAAAGAAAAAGAUGGCUCUGCAAGAAGGGGUUGAGGGAGGAGCUGGCAGCCCUGGUUCCCAGUACUCUAACUGGCUGGGAAGCCCAAACUCCCACAGUAACGAGGACUUUGAAACCUGGAGCUCCUUUAGGACGCGUACCAGCUCUGAUGCCAGCACUCUGAGUGGUCACCAUUCACCUUUCCCUUCUGAACAGGAUGACUUGGGGGAGUCUGAUGGCCACAUGAUGUAUCCUGGAGCGCCGGGGACCAAGAUAACCUCCACCCUGCCCAGUCUGUCUGAGGUGGCUGGAUCCUUGGGACAACAUGGUUCAGAGAACGUUAUGGAGAGUCUGCUGGAUAACCUAAACCUACUGUCUCCUAAAAAUCCCCCGCUGGGUUCUGACUCCUCACAUUCCUCAAAUGCUGCCAUGCUUCAGAGUGGCCACUACAGCUCAUCUGGCUUGACCACACACUCACAGCAGGACUACCGAAAGUGCAUGUAUGGCCAAGUGAGGAUGAACUCCCUCUCCCCUGCUCCUAUGCAGGCUCUGCCGGAGACCAAGCCAGGCUUUGGGGCUUAUGAGAACCAGUAUAUCUGCUCUGCUGGCCUCCUCAAAGAGUUGCUGACCUCAGAUGCAGAUGCCCAUAGGGACAUGAUGCCCUCUAGGGAUACACUGGUAUCUCAUGUUGGGAGGGGAGGUUGCCCAAUGCCCACUUACAGCAGCCAGAGCCAUUUGGGAGCUCAUAGUGGAGUAAAAAUGAUGAAUCCUCCUCGGAGUCACCCAGUUCCUCAUGUAAAUCUACAAACUAUACAUAGCCAGCGUCCUUCAACCUCAAGAGAUUUGAAUAGCUGUAACAUGAUCCCACUGACUAACCUGACUAGUCUUUCAGGGGCCCCUCCUCGAAUGACCAGCCUGAGGACAUACAUGCAGCUGCCCCGGGAACACCCAACGCACACUAAUGAUGUCUCAUCAAUCUACGGCAGAAGCAACGGUUACAGGGGACUUAACGCAGGUCACCCACACAGUCAUCAUCAAGAGCGGCUGCCCAGUGACCUGGAUAACAUGUCCAUUGAGAGGUUUGAAUGUGACAUGGAGUCUGUCCUCCAUGACACCCUCAUGGAUGGUGGGGCACUGGACUUUAACUUUGACCCUGCAGCUGGGCCUCAUGGGAUUCCCCAGAGGGUGAAGACCACCACGCACAGCUGGGUGUCAGGCUAGGAUGCACGGUGGAUCACAAACAAGUUUUCUCAGCAUCGUGCCACUGCUCACCUUCAUUCAGAGACUGGAAAAUGCAAAUUCAAAGAAGCGGCCACAAUCACUCUCCACAGAGCAUCUGACACAAAGUCAUGUUCAAAAAUAUUACAUUUUGAGUUGCAGCUCUGUGUAUAACAGUGUAUGGUAUUACAAAAGAAGGUUAUUAAUCAGAUCCAGACACUGAAAUAAGACACAACAGCCACAACUGUUGUCAUAUAUAACAGCAUCGAAGAUGCUUCAAGACAUUUUAAGAGAUAAACUGAAAAAGAGACAAAUCUGCAUUUGCAGACAUGUCUUGUUUACGAUUGCCUGUCAAAAUCUGGAAAUAUGUAUAAAUUUGUUUAUUUUUGCUGAUUCAUGGUAUAUUAAAAUAUACAGUGCGGUAUAUUACAUAAGACAGAAUGCAGUAUCAGAGUGCCUGACAAAGAAGAUGUUAAGAAAUUUCUCACAACGUAUGAUUUGUGGACAGUCUGGUAUAAUCUGGUGAAUGGAGCCAGGACUGGAUUAAUACAUGGCCAACACAGCAGCAUAUGCAUAUUCAGAGAGUGAUAACAGCAUAGAUAUACAGUAUCUUUCCAAACCGAGUUUGACUUUACUCAUUAAGCAGUGGUUUUUGGUCCAUUGCUUAAAAUUUCAUGUAUGGUUUGACAAUGGCACUGAAAUCUCAUGAUAUGAUAUGUUCUAGCAGAUACAAAAAACUGCCAAAUCUGAUGUUCUAGAUCAUUAGGCUUAAAUGAUAGAUAAAGCAGUGUAUCGUCUGCAUAGUUAACCAUAUUAACAUUAUUAAAAUAGUGAAUGAAAUAAUCCAGAGGAAAUGUACAGUAACAAAAGGAUAUGACUAGUAAUAGACCUCUGGACCACACCACAUGGCAGAUUAUGAAACAAAGACCAGUGAAUCCUGAUAAUAUUCUGAUUGGCCUAAACACAUCUUAAAUAUUUCCUGACACCUGUCAUGGUACAGUGCUGCCAAACUGAGGGCUCAAGUCAAAUAACAGCCAUAUCUGCUCAUCAUAAAUGCCAAUAAAGACUGUGAGACAAGCUGCAUCUCGGACUGAAAUUAACUCACCAAUCGUAUACUGUAUGGAAAUAUUUAUUUAUGUUUUUAUUCUAAUUGUAGCUGUUGGACUCUUGCUUUGUACUUUGUAUGCUUGUAAAAAUAUGUGUGCCUAUGCUGUGUACAAUGUAUAUACUGUAUUUGAGUUACAUGAUAUUGUUAUGCUGCAUCAAAGUAAUAUCGAAGAAAGAAAUUGCAGAUACAUUACAAAUGCUGACUUCUAAAAACAGUUUACUGAGAGUCCAUAUUAGUCUCAACUAAUGUAGAGAAAUCCACUAUGUGAAAGCUCCCUGUUACAUUAAUGGUGUUUUCAUGUAAUAAUUAAGGGCUGUUUAGAAAAUGUGAGUGUUGGGGAACACCUAGCAAGAAUAAUGGUCCUCAGCAUGUUAUUUUGCCUUAUUUGACUCAUUAAUUAUAUAUGUAACUUGGGAAAACCUCCCAACUCUCUCUAUGAUUACAUGAACCUCUGUGGCUUUAGGAAAUUCUAUUAUGCCUGAAUUUAUGAAAAACAGUUCAAAACUGCUUCGGAUAAAUUGAAAAGGCAUGGCAAUCAAGUUAAAAUCAAAGUUGUUUUUUUUAAAUCACUUUCUGAAAAAGGGACAUUUUGGGAAAUGUGGAGAUAUUCACCUGAAUAAUGUUGUGUGAUACAGGGGGAGCAGGAGCAGGUGGAAGUGAUGAAAUUCUAAACUGACUGGAAAUGGAUGUUGGUCUUCAAACUUUAGCUACAGUUUUUAUGCACCGAAGAGUUUUCUACUCUAGCAAACAUAUUUCAAAGAAAGUGUUCCAAUUCACUGUGCCUACAUGGUCUCGCAGACGAAAUAAUGUACAUAUUAUUUUCUUUAGUAGUACAUUUUUGUAUAUGAAGGUUUUAAAUGACUUUUAAGAAUUGUACUGAAAUAUUGUACUCUUAUGUAUGAUUGUGUUAGAAAUGGUUGUUUACAUAUUUCAGUCCAACCUAUAUCAAUAAAUAUAUGAACACUCAUACCUCAAAAUAUUUUACCUCUGAAGUGUUGAAGGGAUUUUUCCUGCCAUUUUCCUCAGUGAGUAAUGUAUUGAAUUCAUCUUCAUUUCUGACACACAUUGCUUUUUGCAUUUUUUUUCUUUAUUCUUUUUUUGUAUUUGAUUAAUGCUGAAACCAGUUACAUUUGGACCUUUUUGUCUGUCUUUGCAUUUCUAAUGUUUUGUUGUGCCUGAGGAUUAUAGCCAUUAGUUUAUAGUAAAUGCUAUGUAACAGCACAGCAAAAGUUUUAAAUUAAACAUGAAUUGUGUAAAAUUAUACAUUUUGAAAGUAUUUUUAAAAAAUUUGUAUUAAUUUGUUCCAACCUGGUAUGGCGUGUGAAUAACACGUCAAUUUCUUAAGUCAUUUGUUAUGUUAUCACUACGCAUUUUUUGCUUUUUGCCUGUCAUUUAAUGCCACGUCAUAUCUUAAUUGACUAGCCCCUAAACUUCCCUCUAACCGUAGCCUAAAUGGCGCUAGAUCACACGCAAAAAACUUAAAAUGCAUAGACAUGAUACACGAAAUAUCCUGAAACGUGCUGUGCUAUUUAUAUGCCAUCCCAUGAUAUCACAUAGUCUGUUCAGUCAAAAAUCAAUGAAAGAAAUUCAAUAAAAAUAAUUUAAUUAUGCUUUGGCAUAAAAUACUGCUUCUAUAAUUAUUGAAGUCUAUUAAAAAUAAAUAUGUGAUGGGAGCAUUUUAAUAAUGGGUCAACAUAGCUACCUUGCACAAAUGAGAUUAAACUUUAAGAAGUACUUGAGCCUUUUACAUUUCAUUAUGAAAAACAGUAUAAUGCAUUUUUAUAUGUUAUAUUUGAUGUUACACAAGUGAUGACACCUACUUAUGUGCAAAAUUAUUUUCAGGAAAAACAGAAUGUCUUAUUUUGUCUUUGAUAUCCACAUCCAGGUGUUUUUGAAACAAUGCAGUUUUUUCUAUGUAACCCAUUCCAAUGCAUAAAUCACCAUGUGAAC